AUGAAUCCAUCACAAACUAGUGAUAAUAUUGAAGAAAAUAAUGUUAGUUUUUUAAAAAAUGAUAUGCAAAACCAUAAAAGCAAACAGUUUGAAAAAGAGCCAUCUCCUGUAAACUUACCUUAUGAACCUGAAGCAGUUGAAUUAUUUGAUAUUAA
Molecule: messenger RNA, 155 nt
Organism: Cetraspora pellucida
Lineage: Eukaryota; Fungi; Glomeromycota; Glomeromycetes; Diversisporales; Gigasporaceae
Source: the annotation of a GenBank genome assembly